Messenger RNA from Eriocheir sinensis (Chinese mitten crab), 3316 nucleotides. RefSeq names its product cell death abnormality protein 1-like. Lineage: Eukaryota; Metazoa; Arthropoda; Malacostraca; Decapoda; Varunidae. The coding region runs from base 119 to 3316 and encodes 1065 amino acids. The record is from RefSeq and is a predicted model, not a curated record. The transcript has 19 exons.
CACACCUCCACCCAACCAAAGUCUCCUCCUCCUUCUCUUCCUCCUCCUGUUGUUGUUACCGCUGAUAGAUCAAGUCCUUCUCCUUCCUCCUCCUCCUCCUCUUCCCCCCUCCUUCAACAUGAGGGGUUACCUGUACCUUACCUUCGCCCUCCUGGUCCUGGCCGCAGCCUCCACGCAGGCUCAGAGGAAGACCUGCGGGGAACUCAAGGGUCAGUGCAUCAAAUAUGAUAAGUUGGACGAGCAGUGCCUUGGCACCCAAGACUUGACCGCGCACUGCCGAAGCCGUAAGAAGAUCUGCUGCCUGCCUCCAGCCCAAGACGCCGCCGUUGCCACUCAACCAUGCACUGCGGGGGCUGGUGCGACAGGUGGUGAGGCAGGUGGAGAGGCAGCAGGUGAGCAGACAGGUGCGCAGGUGGCGGCGGGAGACGAAGCAGGAGCAGAACAGCCAGCAGGGGAAGCAGGAGCAGAAGCAGAACAGGCUGGAGAACAGGCAGGAGAACAAGCAGAUGGAGAGCAGCCAGCAGCAGGAGCCGCAGAAGGUGAAGCAGCAGCAGCAGGAGAAGGAGCAGGUCGCCACAUUAGAGCAGCAGAGGAAGAAGAACAAGAAGAUGGUGAUGAAGAGUUUGAAGAUGAGGAAGAGUAUGACGAAGAAGAAUAUGAUGAUGAAAAGUAUGAAGAUAAGGAAGAGUAUGACGAAGAAGAAUAUGAAGACGAGGAAGGGGUCGACGAAGAAUAUGAAGAUGAGGAAGAAGACGAAGACACCGAGGGAUACGAAGAAGAAGGAGAAUUAGAAGAAGAGGAAGAAGAAGAAGAAGAAGAGUUCCCACUGGAAGAAGAGGCAAACGAAAUUGUGGUGAGAAGUGUGGACAAGAAUGGAGAAGACAUAGUGGACGGCUUGACACAGAGGAAGGUGAACAAGAACAAGAACAAGAAGAACAAGACAAACAAGAACGAGAAGAACAAGAAGAAUAAGACGAACAAGAACGAGACGAACAAGAACGAGAAGAACAAGGCGAACAAGAACGAGAAGAAUAACAAGAAGAAUAAGACGAACAAGAACAAGACGAACAAGAACGAGAAGAACAAGACGAACAAGAAUGAGAAGAACAAGACGAACAAGAAGGAGAACAACAAGAAGAACAAAGUGAGCAUGAACAAGGUAGAGAAAGUGAAGAAAACGGAGAACAAGAAGAACAAAGUGAGCAUGAACAAGGUAGAGAAAGUGAAGAAAACGGAGAACAAGAAGAAGAACAAAGUGAGCAUGAACAAGGUAGAGAAAGUGAAGGACUCGGAGAACAGGGCCACUGCCGAAGGGGAGACUGAAUCCAAGGGCCAACCGUGUCGUCUGGGCAAGAAGUGCAAGAAGGCCAAUGGUGUGUGCCAGUCUCCGUGGGACAACUGCAAGGGCCAGAUCAUUGACGGGGCCUGCGAUACUGAAGGAUGCGUCUGCUGCGCCCCCAAGACCAAGAAGAAGAAGAACAAGUGCAAGAUCCAGAAGGCGUGCAAGAAGAAGAAGGGCAAGUGCCAGCCCGAACACAAGCGCUGCAAGGGCAAGACCAGCAAGAAGGGAUGCAAGGGCAAGAACUGCGUCUGCUGCUACAAGAAGAAGAAGUGCAGGCAGAGCGACGAAUGCGCCAAGCUCACCGGAAAAUGCCAGAACAAGAAGAAGACGUGCAGCGGCUGGACCUCUGAGGACGCGUGCAAGGGCAAGAACUGCGUGUGUUGCAUCGAUGAACCCGAGGUGUGCGACCAGUCAGAGGAGUGCACCAAGGUUGAGGGCCAGUGUCAGAGCAAGGAUAGCGAAUGUGCUGGUUGGGCCAUUGAGGAGAAGUGCACUGGAGACAACUGUGUGUGUUGUAUCGAUGAGCAGGUGGUGUGCGAUCAAGCAGAUGAGUGUGAGAAGAUCAAGGGCGUUUGCCAGAGCAGGUCAAGCAAGUGCGAUGGUUGGGCCAUUGACAACAUGUGCACCGGUGAUGACUGUGUGUGUUGCAUCGAUGAGCAGGUGGUGUGCGAACAGUCCAUGGAGUGUGAGAAGAUCCACGGCAAGUGCCAGGACAAGGACAGCGAGUGCCACGGCUGGGCCAUCGACAAAGUGUGCGAGGGUGAAAACUGCGUGUGUUGCAUCCAUGAGGAGCCAGUGUGUGAACAGUCAGUGGAGUGUAUGAAGAUCAAGGGCCAGUGUCAGGGCAAGAAGGCAGCAUGCAACGGCUGGGUCAUUGAGAAAGUGUGUGACGGCGAGGACUGUGUGUGUUGCAUCGAUGAGCAGGUGGUGUGCGAACAGUCCAUGGAGUGUGAGAAGAUCCACGGCAAGUGCCAGGACAAGGACAGCGAGUGCCACGGCUGGGCCAUCGACAAAGUGUGCGAGGGUGAAAACUGCGUGUGUUGCAUCCAUGAGGAGCCAGUGUGUGAACAGUCAGUGGAGUGUAUGAAGAUCAAGGGCCAGUGUCAGGGCAAGAAGGCAGCAUGCAACGGCUGGGUCAUUGAGAAAGUGUGUGACGGCGAGGACUGUGUGUGUUGCAUCGAUGAGCAGGUGGUGUGCGAACAGUCCAUGGAGUGUGAGAAGAUCCACGGCAAGUGCCAGGACAAGGACAGCGAGUGCCACGGCUGGGCCAUCGACAAAGUGUGCGAGGGUGAAAACUGCGUGUGUUGCAUCCAUGAGGAGCCGGUGUGUGAACAGUCAGUGGAGUGUAUGAAGAUCAAGGGCCAGUGUCAGGGCAAGAAGGCAGCAUGCAACGGCUGGGUCAUUGAGAAAGUGUGUGACGGCGAGGACUGUGUGUGUUGCAUCGAUGAGCAGGUGGUGUGCGAACAGUCCAUGGAGUGUGAGAAGAUCCACGGCAAGUGCCAGGACAAGGACAGCGAGUGCCACGGCUGGGCCAUCGACAAAGUGUGCGAGGGUGAAAACUGCGUGUGUUGCAUCCAUGAGGAGCCGGUGUGUGAACAGUCAGUGGAGUGUAUGAAGAUCAAGGGCCAGUGUCAGGGCAAGAAGGCAGCAUGCAACGGCUGGGUCAUUGAGAAAGUGUGUGACGGCGAGGACUGUGUGUGUUGCAUCGAUGAGGAGCCGGUGUGUGAACAGUCAGUGGAGUGUAUGAAGAUCAAGGGCCAGUGUCAGGGCAAGAAGGCAGCAUGCAACGGCUGGGUCAUUGAGAAAGUGUGUGACGGCGAGGACUGUGUGUUGCAUCGAAGAGGAACAAGUGAACAAGAUCAGAAGGCGUGCAAGAAGAUCAAGAAGGGCCAGUGUCAGGGCAAGAAGGCAGCAUGCAAGGGCUGGGUCAUUGAGAAAGUGUGUGACGGCGAGGACUGUGUGUUGCAUCGAUGA